CUUGAACAAGUGCGUUUGCUCUAGCGAUAUAUGUAGUGUUAGGAAUAAUUUUUUUUCCAUCACGUUGGGUAAAAUACCGCAAAAAAUUAUAUGUGGCCGGCAUGUCGGAGCAGCAGGCCAAAACUGAAAUUUUGGAAGAGUAAAGACGGUUUGAAGAAAAAGAGCAGGGAGAACUGCGUCAUGCAGGACUCGAAGUCUGGUAACUGUGUUAAUGGAGUUUUCCAUACAGAAAAAGUAGCAAUUUUAGAUGCUGGAGCUCAAUAUGGAAAGGUCAUUGAUAGAAGAGUAAGGGAAUUAUGUGUUGAAACAGAAAUUCUUCCUCUUAAUACAAAAGCUGAAACAUUACUAGCUCAAGGCUUCAGGGCAAUAAUCAUUUCUGGUGGUCCUAGUUCUGUAAAUGCUACAGAUGCAUGUUCUCAUGAUCCUCAUAUCUUCAGUUGUGGUUUGCCCAUUUUGGGUAUUUGUUAUGGAAUGCAGAUGAUCAAUAAACACUUCGGCGGAAGUGUUCUGAAGAAAGAUUCCCGUGAAGAUGGUCAAUUUCUUGUUCAAGUAGACACAUCCUCUGCUCUUUUCAAGGGCUUAGAUAAAGAAGAAAUGGUACUCUUAACACAUGCCGAUAGUGUAGAUAAAAUUGCUGAUACCUUCAAAGUGACAGCUAAAUCUGGCCAUCAUAUUGCUGCCAUUGCCAAUGAAAAGCUAAAAAUAUAUGGUGUGCAGUUUCAUCCAGAAGUUGAUUUGACCACAAAAGGAAAACUUAUAAUGAAGAACUUUCUGUACAACAUUUCUGGUUUGUCUGGGACUUUCACUAUGCAAUCAAGAGAGACAGAGUGCAUUGAAUAUAUCAAGAAACACGUGGGAAAAAAUAAAGUCUUAAUGUUGGUCAGUGGUGGUGUUGAUUCUACUGUUUGUGCAGCACUUUUACAUCAAGCAUUGAAAGAAGAUCAAGUAAUAGCUAUACACAUUGAUAAUGGAUUUAUGCGAAAAAAUGAAAGCUUACAAGUUGAAGCAUCUCUUAAAAAAUUAGGUUUAAAAUUAAAAGUUUUGAAUGCUUCCCAAAACUUUUACAAUGGCUCAACCACAGUUCCAGUUGACAGAAAAGAUCCAAAUGGCAGAAAGCGAGAUACUCCCAUGUUAUGCACGACAUCAGACCCAGAAGAAAAGAGAAAAAUAAUUGGUGACACUUUUAUGAGGGUUGCUAAUGAAAUUAUUGCUGACCUUAAUUUAAAGCCUGAAGAAACCUUACUUGGUCAGGGAACGUUAAGACCCGACCUCAUUGAGAGUGCCUCUUCUUUGGCUAGCUGUAACGCAGAUGCCAUCAAGACUCAUCACAAUGACACAGAUCUAGUGAGAUUACUAAGGGCGGAAGGUAGAGUCAUAGAGCCGUUGAAGGAUUUCCAUAAGGAUGAGGUUCGAAUAAUGGGCAAGGACCUUGGAUUGCCUGAUGAUGUCGUACAGAGACAUCCUUUCCCUGGACCAGGUCUUGCUGUCAGGGUAAUAUGUGCGGAUGAGCCAUACAUGGAUAAAUUUUUUUCUGAAACGAGUGUUCUUGUUAAAGUUAUUGUGGAAUAUGCAGUUUCUUCUGAAAAGAAGAAUGCACUUGUUAAUAAAGUGAAGAGUAGUACUUCUGAAGAAGAGCAAACAUUUCUCUUAGAACUUUCUAGGAAGCACAAAAUAAGUUCAACGUUACUGCCAAUAAAGAGUGUAGGAGUUCAGGGAGAUCAACGAAGUUACAGCUAUGUCGUAGGUUUGUCAUCCAGUUCAGAGAUAAGUGAUUGGGAGGAUCUAAUGACUUUAGCUAAAAUAAUACCUCGCGUUUGCCACAAUGUGAACAGGGUGUGUUGGAUUUUCGGCGAAGCAGUUCCGCAUCCUGUUCAUGAUGUAACUCCCACUUUCCUCACCCCUCUGGUUCUGAGUACUCUGCGGCAAGUCGAUUGGGUGGCUCACCAAGUGUUGCAGGCUUCAGGUUACAUGGGCAGUCUGUCCCAAAUGCCGAUCAUCCUGAUCCCCAUUCACUUUGACAGAGACGUAGCAUCUAGAAAUGCCUCUUGCCAACGCUCGGCUGUUAUUCGGACUUUCAUCACCCACGACUUCAUGACUGGAAUCCCGGCCACCCCUGGCAAGGAACUACCUCUUGAGGUAAUACAGAAAAUGGUGACAGAGAUGGCAGAUGUUCCAGGCAUCUCCAGGAUUCUGUAUGAUUUAACCCCAAAGCCUCCUGGUACUACCGAAUGGGAAUGAGAAGAAAAUUAGAUUUUAAAAAAUUAUAAUUGUGUGGGCUUAUAUUUUGGAUUGCAUUGGGAAAGAGUGUACAUACAAAGCCUUAACUUUUAAUAUACACAUAGUUAAAAUAUUACGAAAAAGUUAUUUUGAAACAUUUUCAAAAUCAACUGUUUUUAAUUUUAUGCAAACAAUAAAAUCGAGAUUCUUUUUGGAAAGUUAUUGAAAUGCAUUGGUGUGUUGUAAUAUCCUUCUUCCAUUGUUCCGUCUUUCUGUUUGUAUUUGAAUAAUUUCAUUAUCACUUCAUCUUAUGUGUGUUUCAUACAUUUCAUCCUAAUGCUUCAUAUGUACUUGAGGUUAACGGUCUCCUUUUGUAGAGUAUUUUAUAAAUUAUUUAACCAUCACAUGUCAAUUUAUGCCAUAGUUAGAAUAAUACUUCCUAACCUUCACUGGGCACAAAGUGAUCCAAUUUUUAUUUUCAGAUUUUAUGUACUUGUGUUUUUCAUAUAAACUAAGUUUUUUUUUAAACAACAUUUUGAUGAAAAUGCAUCUCUGGGAGAUAAUACAUCCUUUACGAUGUGCUUAAACAUAAAAGUUACAAAAUGUCCACAAGUUUAUAAUUUUCUCAUGAAUGUAAACCUUUUUGGCAUUGUUCUCUGUUCAUGAUGGAGGAUUUGUAGCUUAGACUGGAAUGCCUCUAGCUUUUUCUAAGGCUAUUCUGGUCGCUAAUUUAACUAAAAAUAGUGUUGCUUAAAAAAUAAUAAAAUUAAAAAAAAGAAAAAUAAAUAAAUAAAUAAUUAAAAAAAAGCAGCCCCUCCCCCUCCCAAGUUAUUAAAAAAGAAAAAAAAAUUGAAAGUAGUGGUAUCACCAGUGAUAGUGCCCAGUCAAGGGUUAAACAACAUAAUGGAAUAGAAUUAUUAAAUUAUAUUAAAAUAUUCGUUAAAAGAAACAUUCGCACGUGGACUUUAUUUGAUUAUUUAUUUUGCAUAUAAAUAUUUAUAUUCAAUAUAAAAGUGGUUUAUGAUUACAUUUGACUUUCAUUCUACAGAAUUAAGUUAAAACAUACAUCUUUUUGUUCUUCAAGAACUUUGGAAAGAAGGAUAUCCACUGAGAGUUGAAAUUUUUAAAAAUAAAAUAAUUAAAACUAUUAUAUAAUAGGAGCUUGAUGCCAUACUAUGACAAUAAGCCUGUGUAAAAUGUUUAUAAUGUGUGCAUGAAUUUUGCACUUUGUAAAUAAAGUGAUCAAUAAAUCAGAAAAACUAACUGUUACAGCAGACACUUUGUUAAUAAAAAGUUUGCUAUA
Molecule: messenger RNA, 3520 nt
Organism: Uloborus diversus
Lineage: Eukaryota; Metazoa; Arthropoda; Arachnida; Araneae; Uloboridae
Gene: bur
Product: GMP synthase [glutamine-hydrolyzing]-like
Exons: 16
Coding region: 91-2238 (715 amino acids)
Biological process (GO): GMP biosynthetic process
Cellular component (GO): cytosol
Molecular function (GO): GMP synthase (glutamine-hydrolyzing) activity; GMP synthase activity; ATP binding
Source: RefSeq, a predicted model, not a curated record